Uloborus diversus is the source of this 427-nucleotide messenger RNA. RefSeq lists its product as uncharacterized. Bases 1 to 345 code for a protein of 114 amino acids. NCBI's taxonomy places the organism in Eukaryota, Metazoa, Arthropoda, Arachnida, Araneae, Uloboridae. The transcript has 2 exons. The record is from RefSeq and is a predicted model, not a curated record.
AUGUCUAGGCUCUCAAAGAAGGAAGCUGUUCGCAUGAUCGUGAUCCGUAGGCGCAAAAUGAGGAAGCACAAGCUCAGGAAGCUGCGCAAGAGAAUGAAGUUUGUCUUUGCCAAGGUCAAGCUGAAACGAGCAUUGCGUAAAGAACAGGCAUUUCGCACGGAGCUUCUGACGCAAGUGGAAGCGGCCGACAUGUUUGAUGCCAAAACAUAUGUAGAGAAUAUUCUUCAUACACUGAGGUACCAUCCCAAGCCAGAGACUGAAGAAGAAAGAAGAGAGCGUUACCGAAUUUUGAAAAAGAUGAACCGUUAUAACACAAAUUUCCAGAGGCCUAAGUUUGAUGACUAAUUGUCUUCUUUCUCUUUCUCACCUGUAUAGAAUCUAUCAUUAUAAUUGUGAUGUUUUAGUUUGGAAAUAAAUAUUUGCAUAA